Besnoitia besnoiti is the source of this 5049-nucleotide messenger RNA. RefSeq names its product calcium-translocating P-type ATPase, PMCA-type protein. Gene Ontology annotation, cellular component: membrane; intracellular membrane-bounded organelle. The transcript is spliced from 19 exons. Lineage: Eukaryota; Apicomplexa; Conoidasida; Eucoccidiorida; Sarcocystidae. Bases 1 to 5049 code for a protein of 1682 amino acids. Gene Ontology annotation, molecular function: ATP hydrolysis activity; ATP binding; P-type calcium transporter activity. The record is from RefSeq and is a predicted model, not a curated record.
AUGAAGGCCCAAGAAGCGAUGGGUAUUCCAGCAGCAGGUUCUAAAGGGCAUUCUCAAGCAGCCAACGAUGGAGGCAUCAGGGAAAGCCAUCCCACAGGUAGCGCGAGCUCUUUUGCUCGCGUACUGUCACGAGUACGGAGAAGCUCAGCAGCGAGUAACCGAGUCAGUCCGGCGAAUAUGGCCAGCGUGCCUACCGGAGGGCACGCUCCUUCCGCUGCUCUCGAAACAGCAUCUUUGCGUGUCUCUCCAGUGCAGCAGGUCCCCGAGAGGCGAUUGAGCGACGACGGUGCAGCUAGUCAGCCCACGUCUGACGUGGCAGUUUCCCCUCUACCUUCGCAGCAUUCAGACCAGAGGACAACGGCGAAUUUGGGCAGUCAGAUACCUCAAGAGGCGCUCCGUACCACCGAGCGCUGUUCAAUCACAGAACCGACUCCAGCAGAAAGGGGCACUCAAAAUUUGAGUGUGGGACCGUCACGCCAGUCUGAGAAUGAGCUGCAGCACAGACCUCCGGACCCCACACUUGACAGUAGAAGCCAACGCGUUUCUCAUGUUUCUGUCGAAAUCCCGAGCGCUCCGCAGCCAGGUGAAGCGCCUGUGAAGCCAUUCACCUUCACAACGGAGCAGCUCUACUCGCUGGUCCGAAGCUACAUCACGCGUACCAAGUAUGAGGAGCUUGAGCUGCUGGAGAGCUACGGGGGCGUUGGGGCCCUAGAAACAGGCCUGUUGACCAGCUUCCAACACGGCUUAGAUGUCACCGAAGAGGCGCUGGCCCCGAUGUCGCCUCGAGCCGAGUCGAAACCGGCGUCGCCGCGAGCUGCUUUGCCCCCGCUUUCCCCUGCGCAAGAACUCCUGCAGAAGCGGAAGGGCACCUUCGGAGUCAACGUGCUGCCUCAGCGCAAGCCAACCCCCUUCUGGCGCCUCUGCCUGGACGCCGCCUCGGACUUUACACUGCGAAUCCUGACGCUCUGCGGCCUCAUUUCCAUCGUCCUAGGCGUCACGGUCGGCGAGCAACCGGAAGUCGAGUGGAUUGAAGGCUUCGCGAUAUGGGUCGCCGUCCUCGUCGUCAUCGCCGUGACGGCGACCAACGACUGGGUCAAGGAGAAGCAGUUCCGAAAGCUCGGCCGAGUCAAAGACGACAAACUCUGCCGCGUGGUGCGGGCCGGUCGCGAGCGCCAGACGCCGGUCAACACGCUGCUGGUGGGCGAUGUGGUUCGCCUCGAGGUCGGCGACGAAAUCCCCGCCGACUGUCUUCUGAUCUCCGGCACUGAGCUCCGCGCCGACGAGUCUGCACUCACGGGCGAGUCCGAGGCGAUCGCGAAGGCGCCGCCGCGAGAGUGCCAGGAGGCGCUUCGCGCGCGGCGUGCCCUGCCUCCGCCCCUGGGCUCCACUCCGCAGCCGAGCGACGUCCAGACAGACGAGGCCGCGGCCGCGCAGACACCGGCGGAGGAGACCGCCGCAGAUAGCCGACUGGCGGCGGACGGGGCGGAGGCGCCGGAGAACCCGCACUCCGGCGAAGUGAACUCGCGGCGAGCGAGUGGGGCGGCUGCAGGCGCUGCCCCACAGACGGGCGCGGAAACGGAAACGCAAGCGCGCGCGUCUUCCGCCUCGUCUUCGACUGUGGAAUGUUCCUCCGCGGAGAAGCGACGCACGAGCUUCUUAGGCCGCGACACGAAGCGGUCGCUGUCGGCGCUUUUAGAGAGCGUGAAGAAGACUAACGACGCGCCGCCUGCACCGACCGGGGAGCACCACGAAACGCCCUCGCCAAUCCUCCUCGCGGGGACUGCCGUCGUCGGAGGCAGCGGCCGCGCGCUCGUCGUCGGCGUCGGAAUCCACUCGCAGCAAGGCGAAAUGUAUAGACAGCUGACGUCCUUCGAUGCGCAGCCCACUCCUCUGCAAAACAAACUGAACGCCCUCGCCAGGGAUAUCGGCCGCAUCGGCUUCGUGGCCGCCUGCCUGACGCUACUUGUUCUCUUUGUUCAGUACUGGAUUCUCUACGCACUGCUGCCGGAGGAGUCGCGUCCCUCCGCAGGGGCGAUUGGGCGCGAGCACGUCGACUUCCUCGUGACGGCGAUUACCAUUAUUGUCGUCGCCGUGCCUGAGGGCUUGCCGCUGGCUGUGACGAUUUCGCUCGCCUACUCGAUCGGCAAGAUGCUCAAAGACCAAAACUACGUUCGACGCCUCGCGGCCUGCGAAACCAUGGGCGGCGCGAACGAAAUCUGCAGCGACAAAACAGGCACGCUCACGAAGAACCUGAUGAGCGUCGAGGCCCUCUGGGCAGGCGCCGACGUGGCCUACAGGGACGACGAACUCUGGGCUCGCUGGAGAGAUCAGGGCUUCGCCCUCAGCCAGCACGCGACUGGCGCGCCGAGCGCCAGAGGCAGGGCCGCCGCGACCGGCAGGCGCGCCGAGUCCAGCCGCGCCGCCCCGCCGGCGUCCAGCGACGACCAGGCGCUGGAGACAGAGAAAACAAGAGAAGACAAGCGAGGAAGAAGCGUCGCCUUCCGCGGCGCGCACACACAGCCAGGCCUCGCGCCCACGCGGAUGCCCAGCAAGUACUUCAAGAUCUUUAUGGACAACAUCGCGCUGAACAGCACGAGUGUGUUGGAGAGGAAGGCACUUCCGGUGGCGGACUCGCCGGCGCGCAGCCGCUUGAUUUCGCUCGCGAGCGGAACGUUGAAGGCCACGCAGACCGUCGUAAAGCAGGUCGGGUCGCCAACCGAGUGCGCGCUGCUCGAGUUCGCGGGCGAGAUGGGCUUCGACUACGAGCGCCUGCGCGACGAAAAACUCCUCAUCGAGACCGACCUUGUCCACCGAGAGCCCUUCACGAGCGACCGGAAGCUAAUGACCACAGUCGUGAACGUCUGGGACGAGGCCGAACUCCCGUCUGCCGACGCGCAGCCUUCUCCGCAGCUCAGCGGCGCGUCGUCUGCUGCCUCGGAGCUGCGUUCGGGCUCGAUCCUGCGGCGGCGCCUGUCGGGGCCCUCGCGGAUCCAGGCAGCGGCCCUGGCCUCGCCCGCAGGAGGGCUGUCGCCGCCGCCGCGACCGUCCGGAAGCCUCCCGGCGCUCUCCACGUACCGCGUGCUGGUAAAGGGCGCCGCAGAGACAGUCCUGCGGCUGUGCGCACACGUCGUCUGCCCCCUGUCAGUCUCCGCGGACGCCCCUGAGAGCGAGCGCGAGGAAUCCGCGGCGGCGCUGGCGCCGCUGGACGCCGAGCGCAUCUUAGAGAUCGAAAGAACAGUCAUUCACCGCCUGGCUGGGGAGGCGCUCCGGACGAUUUGCCUCGCGUACCGCGACAUCACCGUGGAGGACGGCGACAGGUCCUGGCUCCAAGACAGCGAAAUCAAACCCUUCAAAAAAAUGGAAGUCGGCCUCACGUGCCUUGCCAUCGUCGGAAUCCGCGACCCCGUGCGCGCGGAGGUGCCUGCGGCAGUCCGCGCCUGCCAGAAGGCGGGGAUUCGCGUGCGGAUGGUCACCGGCGACAACAUCGAGACGGCGAAGCAAAUCGCCAUAAAGUGCAACAUCUACCAUCCUGAGAGCAACGGCCUCGCGAUGACGGCCUCGGAAUUCAACGCCCUCGUCGGCGGCGUCGUCUGCAACAACUGCCGUCUGAGCUCUUGCAGCUGCCCGCGCGACCCCACAGAGGAGAAGCGAACAGGAAAAAAGAUGCGGACAGAUGUCAUCGCGAACCCCGACGCGUUCAACGAAAUUGCCGAUAACUUGGAGGUUCUGUCGCGGUCUCAGCCGCAUGAUAAGUACGUGUUGGUCGUCGGCCUAAAGCAGCGCGGCGCCGUCGUCGCAGUGACGGGUGAUGGCGCGAACGACGCGCCUGCGCUCAAAACUGCGGACGUCGGAUUCGCCAUGGGCAUCUCCGGGAAAGAAGUCGCGAAACAGGCGGCGGACAUCGUGCUGCUCGACGACAACUUUGGCAGCAUCGUGAAGGCGGUAAAAUGGGGCCGUAACGUCUACGACAACAUCCGCAGGUUCCUUCAGUUUCAGCUCACCGUGAACGUCGUCGCGGUCACGACGGCCUUCCUCACGGCCAUGGUGAUUCGCGAGAGCCCGCUGACGGCCGUGCAGAUGCUGUGGGUGAAUUUGAUCAUGGACUCCUUCGCGUCCCUGGCGCUCGCCACGGAGCCGCCGACCGACGAGCUUCUCAACCGGAAGCCGCACAGCCGCAAGGAAUACCUCGUCAGCCAAGUUAUGUUUCGAAACAUCGUAGGGCAAGCGAUUUACCAGCUGACAGUUUUGCUGCUGUUGAUCUUCGGCGCAGAGCGCUUUAUUCCCGAAGAGCCGUGGACCUACCUCUCUCACGGCCUCCGCACGAGGUUUCCAAAAUUCUGCGAAUUCAGCGACUGCACGCAGGUUCCUGACGCGCUGCCUCGGGGGACGUUCAUCCGCUCGGGGCGCCGCUACUUGCCGUUUUCGAAUCGCGAAGACUACUUCAAUCGCUGGCGGGUGGACCUGGGCGCCUCGCGACACUACACCUUGGUCUUCAACGUGUUUGUCUUUAUGCAAAUCUUCAACAUGCUGAACGCGCGAAAGAUCAACGACGAGUGGAACGUCUCCUCAGGCGUCCUGCGAAACAAACUCUGGAUCUCAAUCGCGCUCUUCAUCGGCGUCGUGCAGGUGCUUGUUGUCGAAUUCGGCGGCAUCGCCGUCAGCUGCCACUUCCAGGGUCUCACCGGCGCGCAGUGGGUCAUCUCGCUGGCCUUCGGCGCUGGCAGCGUCCUCGUGGGAUUUCUUCUUCACCUCGUACCUUACAAGUUCCUCCCGCAGACGGGAAAGAAAGAAGUCGACCUCCUCCAUGCCGGUCCCUCUCUCGCCCUCGCCUCGCGCGGCCGGCUUUCUUCGGAGCGCCUGUCGGUUCGCCUGGGCGGCGGCGUGGGUCUGACCUCAGAGCAGAAGCGCGCACUCCUAGAGCGCGUGGGCGGCUACAAAAGCGAAUCCUUCGGCGGCGCAGACCCGCCGCUGCAUGCCGUGAACUCUGCGGUUCAGCGAUCGGCCUCUCGGCGCAAGCCUCUUCUGAGGCAGGCCGUCACGGCGGUUUAG